Molecule: messenger RNA, 1351 nt
Organism: Anoplopoma fimbria (sablefish)
Lineage: Eukaryota; Metazoa; Chordata; Actinopteri; Perciformes; Anoplopomatidae
Gene: sc5d
Product: sterol-C5-desaturase
Exons: 5
Coding region: 36-944 (302 amino acids)
Molecular function (GO): oxidoreductase activity; iron ion binding
Source: RefSeq, a predicted model, not a curated record
UACCGGAAUACGAGCAACAUACACAAGAUUCCACCAUGGAUCUUGUGCUGAACGUUGCCGACUACUAUGUCCUGUCCCCGUAUGUGUACCCUUCAUCGUGGCCUGAGGAAGGGGCCCUGCGGCAGAUUCUCAGCCUGUUGGUGCUGACCAACCUCGGGGCUGCAGUCCUGUACCUGGGCCUGGGAGCCAUCAGCUACUUCUUCAUCUUUGACCACAAUCUAAUGAAACACCCACACUUCUUAGAGAAUCAGGUUCAGAGGGAGAUCAAAUAUGCGAUGACCUCUCUUCCCUGGAUCAGCCUCCCCACAGUGGCCUUGUUUUUCGCUGAAGUCAGAGGAUACAGCAAACUGUACGACAAUGUCCAUGAUUCUCCACUCGGUUGGCCGGGCCUCUUCCUGAGUAUGAUGUCGUUCCUGCUUUUCACUGACAUGUGCAUCUACUGGAUUCAUCGCUUCCUACAUCAUAAGCUUAUUUAUAAGCUGUUUCACAAACCACACCACAUUUGGAAGGUCCCCUCUCCCUUUGCGAGCCACGCCUUUCAUCCAGUAGACGGCUUCAUGCAGGGACUCCCAUACCACAUCUACCCCUUCCUCUUCCCCCUCCACAAGGUGCUCUACUUGGCCCUCUACGUUUUCGUCAACAUCUGGACCAUCUCGAUCCACGACGGUGACUAUCGGGUCCCCGGCGCUCUGACCAGUGCCAUCAACGGCUCGGCUCACCACACCGACCACCACCUCUUCUUCGAUUACAACUACGGCCAGUACUUCACCCUGUGGGACCGCCUGGGAGGCUCCUACAGGCACCCGUCAGCUCUGAUGGGGAAGGGUCCCCAUGAUCUGAUCCGGAAACUCCAAGCGGAGGGAAAGUUAGGAGACGGCAGAGUGAAGGCUCAAGGGCAAGUGAAUGGACAGGCUCAGAGAGGAGUCACAUGUAAGGAGGAGUAACAGCUGGGGGAGUUCAAUUGAAAUGCUGAAAGUGAUCAAUAUUUUUAUAAAGACAAUGUGCUACACCCAUACUCAGCUGGGAAACUAAUCGAAGCAUAAUUUGAGUUCCUGCAUUUGCCAAAUAAGCUGUUGUGAGAUUUUAAACACUAGCAGAUAAGAUGGGAUCAACCCAGUCUUCAGAAUGAAAUGUUGGCAUUUUAUGUUUCUGCAAACCACGGAUAUAUUGAAUCUCAAAGUUUCUAAACUAAAAUUAGUUUCAUAUCAAUGUUUCUACAUUAGUGCAUAUUAAAGAUGCACCAAAACUGAUAUCUGAUAUUAGUCCAAUACUGUUUCAAAAAGCUGGAUCAUGUAUGGGUGACAGUAGGCUGAUGUGGUAUAGGAUACUAUUAUUUUAAUAAAUAACAAUU